Messenger RNA from Rosa chinensis, 1018 nucleotides. Its product is annotated as NAD(P)H-quinone oxidoreductase subunit N, chloroplastic. NCBI's taxonomy places the organism in Eukaryota, Viridiplantae, Streptophyta, Magnoliopsida, Rosales, Rosaceae. Gene Ontology annotation, molecular function: oxidoreductase activity, acting on NAD(P)H, quinone or similar compound as acceptor. The record is from RefSeq and is a predicted model, not a curated record. The coding region runs from base 81 to 752 and encodes 223 amino acids. Gene Ontology annotation, cellular component: membrane. The transcript is spliced from 4 exons.
UCCAUUUGAUUCCCUCUAAUGGUUCCUCCUCCCACCAUCACUAUCUUCCAUUCUAGUUAGAAACUUGCAGCAAAAACAAAAUGGCAACGGCUGCAAAUUGCUUAAGGCAUGGAACUGUACCAGUCUCGGCCAACCUCCAGCACCAGCAGCCUCGAAGAAACAACUGCAUGGUAAACAUGGCGGGAAACAGAAACAUGAAGCUGAUGGGUGGACAUGGCAAAGCAUCCAAGAGGAGUGGGAUGAUAACGUGUGCAGGGAGGGAGAUAGCAGACUUCAUAGGAGGGGAUUUGGUGAGAUUUGAUCUGGGACAGUGGCUUUCCGAUGUGGAAGAGCACAAGGCCCUCGCAGUCUACUCACCCCACGAGGGAGGCUACGAGGGCCGCUACCUUAACCGAUUGACAUACCAGGGUUACUAUUUCCUGGACCUCAGCGCCCGAGGUCUUGGUGAUCCUGAGACCACUCUCACCAAGGUCCAUCCAGUUUGCCCGGCACAUUUAGGGAAGCAGCCGAUAGCAAGAUGGUAUUUUCCACCAGAGGUUGAUUAUAGGCUUGCUGCGCUGCCUCCAAAGGCCAAAGGGCUUGUGGUCUGGAUUAUUGAAGCCAAGGUUCUGUCAAAGGCAGAAUUGCAGUUUCUUGCGCUCCUUCCAACCCUCCGCCCCAAAGUCAGGGUCAUUGCUGAGUGCGGAAACUGGAGAAGAUUCGUGUGGAAGCCACUCAAGGAGAUUUCGGGACUAACUGAAAGUGAGGAAUGAAAACAGUAACAAAGACGGCACAGAAGAAUUCAAGUCGCUCAUCCUAAAGACCUCUAAGCUUUUACUUCCCUGUGGAUACAAAUCUACAAAACCAAGUAAUAGGCAAGAAUUUUCACCGUCAACAGUUGUUUAGCAGUGCAGCAUUCUUCCGGAUUUCAUGUCAAAGUACAGAGUAGUUUUCCUAAACACGUGUAAUUAAUCCAUUUUCAUCUGAAUGAUAAUUUUGACCAUGUAAUGGAUCCGUUCAUUGCAUGACAUAUGAACAA